This is a messenger RNA of Penaeus chinensis, 3653 nucleotides long. RefSeq lists its product as uncharacterized. The transcript has 8 exons. Gene Ontology annotation, molecular function: protein binding. Bases 19 to 1386 code for a protein of 455 amino acids. Lineage: Eukaryota; Metazoa; Arthropoda; Malacostraca; Decapoda; Penaeidae. The record is from RefSeq and is a predicted model, not a curated record.
AAAAAUAAUGACGGUAAAAUGGCCUCCAGCGGACUCACGAUUUUAACCUUAUAUUUAUGCUCUGCAGCCAUUGGCCGAGCUUCAGGGCUGGAAGUGAAAAUUGAGCCAAAUGUAAUGGAAAUACGGAAUUAUGUUGGAGAUGAUCUUAUCCUGAGCUGCCAUGUGAAGAAAAGCAAAGAAGAGCAAGACAAAUUCUCCCUCAGCUGGCAGGUUCCUUUUGAUAAAAAUGUGCGUGUAAAUAUUAGUGAUAUUUUGGGAACAUUAAUAUUAUCUGUCCAAGAUCUACACGAAACAGACCGGGGCAAUUACACAUGUACUCUUAUGAGUGAACAUGAUCCACCACUGAGGACAUCGGUGAAUGUUGUUGUGUUGCCACGAGGCAGAGUUGGAUACUGCUCCCAUGACUCCUUUCGCUGUUUGAAUGGAGAGUGCAUUUCUUCACGCUAUAAGUGUGAUGGUCAUGCAGACUGCACAGAUGCCUCCGAUGAACUGCAAGCAGACCAGUGUGGGACGGAUGUGUGUGCAGGGAAGCUGAUAUGUGAGGAGGGGCGGUGCAUUCCCCCAAGUCUGUGCUGUAGGGAGAAAGAAUUGCAUCCCCCAAAUUGUACUAUAAGGCCAGGGAUUGAAUGUUGCAAACAGCUUUUGCAUCCUGCUAUUCGUGACCAGGAUAUCUACUACCUAAAAGCACCACCAAGAUUGCAUCAACAAAGGAACCCACAGCCAGAUUCUACUCUCAUAAUGGGUUGCAUUGUGGCAGUAGCAAACUUGAUAACAGUUGGUAUCAUAGUUGGGGUAAGGUACCACCUAUGGCGUUCCAAUGGUUCUACCUCCCGUGCCCAUUACCACCUGAAUAGAUUACGGUCAGCCACUCUCCGUCCAUUUGGCUUUGGUUCAUCUCUCAAUCCCCCAUCAACCACUGAUCAGUAUCAGUUACGGUCAGCAGAUACUCUGUAUUCAAGAAGAAUCCCUGGUUUGCGCUCGGAUCUUCUGUCGCCAGAGAUCCUUCGGGAACAGAGGCAGCAGUGCACACAUCAGCAGAGACCCUUUACUGGAGGAGUUGUCUUGUGCCCUCCAACCAAUGCUCAGCCUCCUCAGUACUCACAGUUGCCGACAGCUCAUACAGGGCCCCCACCUGCUUAUCAUCAGGUUGUGGGAGCUCCACCACCACCCUACUCCUCCCGUGAUGAUCUUACACUAGGAAGCUCCUCAAAUGGCUCCUCCCUGUCUCUCCUGUCACCACUUCUGAACAACAAUAACAAUGGGGAUAUCAAUGGUAACACCACAGCCCAUCUUUCUGUUAUACAGAACCAAAAUGUGGCCCAUGCUACAGCUUCCUCUGCAGCACCUUCUCAGUUCUCAGGUUCCCAGUCCCGAGGCAACAAAUGAUAAGCUUUAGCAUUUAUGGGGUGGAGAGAAACAUGCUUGAAAACUUUUUGAAUCUGAUUAAUAUUUUGAAUCAUAAUCUUUUGAAUCUUGAAGAAUUUUAAAACUCAUAACUCAGUUUUUGAAUCUUAACGAUUUUUUUAAAUCUUUAUUAAUAUUGAAGUCUUAAUUAACUUUUAAAUCUUUAUUUAUUUUUUAAAUUGUAAUUCAUUGUUUUUAGUGGAUAGUGUAUCUGACUCAAAGUAUGAGGUUGAGGAGUACUCUUUGCAAACAGUGCUUCGAGUACAACAAAAGUUCAUUUACAAAUGACCAUGAAAUGAUGGGAAUAUUGAUAAAGAAUUGCACUGUCUUUGAUGUUAAAUUUGGUAUUUUCCUUUGCCUGGAAUAUUAUUGAAGAUUCACAAAGUACAUUGUACAAUUAUCCAUUCAUUAUUUUGGAACUUACUUCAUCUAUGAUGUGUACUCAUGGUUGUUUCAUCCUUGUGUAACAUUCCAUGCAAGGGGAAUUGAGAAAUUAUGAUAAUCAUAAUUACAAAUAAAAUGAACUGAAAUGAGAUUAGGAUAAGGACAGGGUGGCAUGAUGUAUAGAAAUUGUAACUGAAGUUCUGCAUUUAUAGCAUUUAAUAAUAUAAAGCUAUAUUCAAAAGUGCUUCCAAUGAUGUACAAAGUAAGGAAUUUAGGCUUUACUGCUUUGAGUUUCAUAACUGUUCUGUUCUGACUAAAUUUAUGUCCAGCAGGUUAUGAAAUUUCUUAAAAUCUAAAGAAAUUAAAAAAAGUAGGGAAAAUAAAAUUAUUUUAAUAUAUCAGUAUGGAUAUUAUGACAACUUUGCAAUGAACUCAACUAAACUGAUAAAAUUAGGCAAUGUCAAAACUUGCCUCACUGCUCAUUUACUAUAGACAAAGAUAUUUUUCUUUUUAUUGCACCUACACAGAAUUGCAUUUUUACCUCUUCUCAGGAUAUUGAAGGAUGAAACACAACUACGAGGAGAAGAGAAACACUAAAUCUGUUAAGUUUCAAGUAAAACUGAGUUUGUCUCCAAGCAUCAGUACAUAAAUGGUAUGAGUGACAUCUAGUUUCAUUUGAAAGAUCACAGGUUUUGGAUACCUUCACUUUGGAGUUGUUUUAGAGUUUAUGUUUGUUUGUUGUUGUUUUAUUACACAUUACAAUUUUUUUAUGAUUUGUUGAUAUGAACAGAUAUUAUAGUGAGAAAAAUACAGACCAGAGUAAAUACGAGAGAUAUAAAGAAGAAAGAACAAGGAAGUUCUAAGAUAUAUGUAGGCAUAUUAGUUUGUAGAAAAUUGUAUUAUAUUAGUGUUAGUAUUUAAGACAGUUGUCAGUCAUUGAUGUCUUAUUAUUAUUAUUGUUAUUCUUGCAUUGGAAAAUGAUGAAUGGAACAAACUAGUGGUAACAGAAGGGCAGUUUUGUGUAUCACAAAAGACAACUGGUACCUGAUUGGCUCAUUUGCCAAACAAGAAUCACUGUAUCUUCAAGCUUGUAAAACUUUUUCAUGUUUUCUAAAUCUGAUUUUUUAUAUGUGUUUGCCCCCUCUUUUCUUCUUCUUUUUCUUUUUCUUUAUUUUACAAUUUGUUUGUCUAAAAUCAUCUUGUGCAAUUAUAACUGUACAAGUAAACAUGUGCCAAAUGCAUGCACACUUCUAUAUCAACUAAUGCUUAUAUUUGAAAUAAUGUGAUAGUCCUAAAGUAGUUGAAAAUAGCAGUUCAAGGCUCAAGACUGCCAUAUUGAUAUUGAUUAAAUGCCAAUUUGAACUUUAAGCUUACAUUACGUAUUCAAAAAUAUUUAUGAAAAUAGCAGAUACAUUCAAAUAAGGGACGUGCAAUAUCUGUUUAUACGAAAAGUGCAAAUGGUAAAUACUAUCUCCCAUUAUUACAUGGUCGCAAUGAUAAGAGUAAUAAUUGUGUUUUUAAGUUCAUCUUGUGUAAUCAAAAUGAUGUCUACAUGUUUGCAAUAUUCUCCAUAAUUAUUUUUAUAGAUGUUGCUUCCAGAUAACAGUUAGUAUGUGUCAAUUAUGUGCCAAGGUAAAAGAGUAUCUUAGAUAGUUUUAACUUGAAUUGUAGACAGUUGUGAAGGGGUUUUAUGAAAUUCCCAUUUCAUGAUCCUGUUUCUAGGGAACCAUUGUACACUGUUUUGUGUCUCAAAGCUUUGAUAUUAGGUAAUAUUAAGAAGAAAGAUAUUGAAAAUUAAUUAUAUACUUAUAAGAGAUAUAUAUGUUAUUAGUAGCAGCUACCAUUCUUAAACUCUAUCUUUUAAA